Messenger RNA from Scleropages formosus (Asian bonytongue), 2136 nucleotides. RefSeq names its product UDP glycosyltransferase 8 (gene ugt8). Gene Ontology annotation, cellular component: endoplasmic reticulum. The record is from RefSeq and is a predicted model, not a curated record. Gene Ontology annotation, biological process: galactosylceramide biosynthetic process. NCBI's taxonomy places the organism in Eukaryota, Metazoa, Chordata, Actinopteri, Osteoglossiformes, Osteoglossidae. The transcript has 6 exons. Bases 109 to 1728 code for a protein of 539 amino acids. Gene Ontology annotation, molecular function: N-acylsphingosine galactosyltransferase activity.
GCCUGCAGAGCACACACCACCCUGUGGAUAUAUCUCUCAGAUCCACCAGUCCAUCCAUACUGGGAGCACAGUGGGACAUCCACCUGUCCAGGUACGCUGAAGAAAGCCAUGAAGUUGUAUCCUGCCAUAGCUGUGUUUCUGUGCUGUGUUGCUGCUAGCUUGACGUGGGCUGCCAAAAUCGUGAUCGUGCCUCCUAUCAUGUUUGAGAGCCACUUGUACAUCUUCAAGACUUUAGCCUCUGCCCUGCAUCAGGAGGGCCACGACACCGUGUUCCUGGUGUCAGAGGGCCGGGAUGUGCCCCCAUCCAAGCACUACCGCCUACAGCGAUACCCUGGUAUCUUCAACAGCACGACUGCGGACGACUUCCUGCAGUCCAAGGUGAAGAACAUCUUCUCGGGACGCUGGACAGCGCUGGAGCUCUUCGACAUCUUGGACCACUACUCUAAGAACUGUGAUGUCAUGGUGGGCAGCGGGGCGCUCAUGUCCCGGCUAAAGGAGGAGAAGUUCGACCUGCUCUUGGUCGAUCCCAACGAGAUGUGCGGCUUUGUGAUUGCCCACCUCCUCGGGGUCAGGUACGCAGUCUUCAGCACAGGCCUUUGGUACCCGGCCGAGGUGGGGGCACCUGCACCUCUCUCCUACGUUCCCGAGUUCAACUCUCUGUUGACUGACAGAAUGACCCUUUUCCAGAGGAUUACAAACACCGCUGUUUACCUGGUCUCCCGCUUUGGGGUACAGUUUCUGGUGCUGCCCAAGUACGACCGGAUAAUGAAGAAGCACAACAUUCAACCCGAGGUGUCGAUGCACGACCUUGUUCAGGGGAGUCGACUGUGGAUGCUUUGCACCGACUUGGCCCUCGAGUUCCCGCGCCCCACCCUACCUCACGUGGUAUACGUUGGAGGCAUUCUCACCAAACCUCCAAACCCACUUCCAGAGGAAUUUCUAAUGUGGGCAAACAGCUCAGAAGAAGAUGGCUUUGUGCUGGUUUCUUUUGGAGCUGGCGUCAAGUACUUGUCUGAGGACAUUGCGAAGAAGCUGGCCGGCGCGUUGGCUCGUCUUCCUCAGAAGGUCAUCUGGAGGUUUUCAGGGACUGCACCCAGCAACCUGGGAAACAACACCAAGCUGGUGGACUGGAUGCCACAGAAUGACCUUCUUGGUCACCCGAACAUCCGAGCCUUCCUCAGCCAUGGGGGUCUCAACAGCAUCUACGAGGCCAUGUACCAUGGGGUGCCAGUGGUGGGAGUGCCACUCUUUGGAGACCACUAUGACACCAUGACCCGGGUGGAGGCCAAAGGAAUGGGCAUAAUGUUGGAGUGGAAAAAAAUGACAGAGGAGGACUUGUAUCAGGCCAUGGUGAAGGUCAUUAAAGACAAAAGGUACCGCCAGCGAGCGCACCUCCUGUCUCACAUCCACAAGGACCAGCCGGGCCACCCGGUGAGCCGUGCCGUCUAUUGGAUCAGCUACAUCCUGAGGCACGGUGGCGCCGAGCACCUGCGCUCCGCCGUCUACACCAUUCCUAUGUACCAGUACUUCCUGGUGGAUGUGGUGGCCGUGCUGCUCGGGACUCUGCUCCUCAUGUUGUACACGGCGCACCGGAUGGUGAGGCUCUUUAAGGCUGAGGGACGCUUGGCAUCCCCCGCCGGCAAGGCCAACGGACACUGCUACAACGGCAUUCCCAACGGGAAGCACAAAAGGAACGGCCACAUCAAGCACGACAAAAAAGUAAAAUAGGGCGUUCUGAGGGUGGACCGCCGGGCUGGAUGAGGCUGUGCGAGCGACUGAUGCGGCGUGUGGAGAGCACCGAUUAACGUCACUUUCACUUAAAACAAGAAAAAAGGCAAACGAGUAAAUAACAAGUGGGGAGGCCAAAGUUCGUACUUUAAAAUGGAGGAAAAAUUUAGAAAACUUUGUUGUUAACCCCAUCCCCCCCCAACCCCCCAGCUCUCCCUUCUGUGAGAUGGAGUGAAUGUUUUGCAGCUCCGAAUGUCGAAUCUGUCCUUGACGUCCGGGUGAACGGCAUAAUUUGACGUCUUAACAUUUAUAACGUGAUCCUUCUAUACAGCUGAACAUCAGGUAAAUAUUUAAAGUAAAUCUAUUUAUUACAGCAGAACUAAUUUUAUUUUGUCUUUUUUGUUUCUC